AGGGGUCUCUGGAAAUGGGCUUGCCCUGGGGCAAGAGGUGCAGCAACGGCUCCGCCAGCUGCUCACCCACUUACGCAGGUAAUCGGGGACUGUCCCUUUAACAGACUGAAUGCGUGAGCUUGUCCAGAUUAAAAAGCCGCUGUGCAACAUGUUUUCUCCUUUUGGUGAUGCCCCGUUUUGCUCAGCUUCUGCUCGGCUUCAGUCGGGAUUCCCCCUGCAUCAGGAGCAAAGUCCUUUGGAAAUCUGUGUUCCUUCAGGAGUUAAAUCUACCAGUGGUAUGUCUCUCUCUCUGAGCCUGUGCAGCUGGGAUCUUGCCUCUCCAGUGGCUGCAUGUGCUGUGGCAGAAUUCCCGGUUGCUGCUCUGGAAACCAACGGUGCCAGGGAAGAAUGUGCCAGCUCAGCGGAUCAGUCCAGAGAAUGCAUAAAGUGCAGCAAGAGCAGCAUCAUGUCUGACGGCAAGGAGUGGGCCACCCUCAGCCCGGAGGAGUUCACCCAGCUGCAGAAGUAUAUUGACUAUAGCAGCAAGAAAGUGCAGGAUGUGCUGAAGGAAUUCUAUGGGGAGGGUACAUUGUCCCAGCAUCUGCAAGGGGAUUUAAUAGACUUUGAAGGCUUCAAGCUCUUCCUGAAAUCUUACCUGGAAGCUGAGGAGAUCUCAGAUGAACUUUGCUGUCAUCUCUUCAUGUCUUUCCAGACUACAGCAGGACAAGCCACAAAAGAGCCAGCCAGUGGUUUUGUUUGCGUCAAUGACGUCUCUUGUUACUUCUCCCUGCUAGAAGGUGGGAGGCCCGAAGACAAAUUGGAAUUCACCUUCAAGCUUUAUGACAAAGAUGGAAAUGGUCUUCUUGACAAUUCAGAGGUAGAUCGCAUCAUCACACAGAUGAUGCGCGUAGCUGAAUAUCUGGACUGGGAUGUCACUGAGCUUAAACCAAUCCUGCAGGAGAUGAUGCGUGAAAUUGAUUACGACAGCAGCGGGACCGUGUCUCUCUCUGAAUGGCUCCGCGGUGGUGCCACCACUGUCCCCCUCCUGGUGCUACUUGGGCUGGAGGCGACGAUGAAAGACGAUGGGCAGCACCUGUGGCGCCUGAAGCACUUUAACCGUCCCGUUUACUGCAAUGUGUGUGAGACGCUGCUCUUGGGGCUACGCAAGCAGGGGCUGCGCUGUACUUUCUGCAAGUACACUGUGCAUGAGCGCUGUGCUCGGAAGGCGCCUCCCAGCUGCAUCAGCACCUAUGCCAAGAAACGCCGUGACACCGACGUGCAAGCACAUGUUUGGGUAAGAGGAGGCUGUGAUGGCAGUAAGUGUGACAAGUGUCAAAAGAAGAUUAAGAGUUUCCAGAGCCUCACAGGCAUGCACUGUGUCUGGUGCCAUCAGAAGAUUCAUGAUGAGUGCCUGCCUCUCAUGCCUUCCACCUGUGACUGCGGAAUCCUCAGGGACCAUAUCCUGCCUCCUUCAGCAAUCUACCCUGUGGUGUUGGAGCGGCAGAACAGCCAAAAGAACGGGACCCCUUCAGAUGAGCCAGUUCAGCCAUUCACGACUCCUGAGGGACAGGCCUUGCGGAUCAUCCCUUUGCCUGACACACACCCCUUGCUUGUCUUUGUCAAUCCUAAGAGUGGUGGAAAACAAGGAGAGAGAGUGCUGCGGAAAUUUCAGUACCUCCUCAACCCACGACAGGUUUAUAACUUAUUAAAGGGAGGUCCUGGACCUGGCCUCAAUUUUUUCCGAGAUGUACCAGACUUCCGUAUCCUAGUUUGUGGCGGUGAUGGCACUGUGGGGUGGAUCUUGGAUGCCAUUGACAAAGCCAACCUACCAAGUCGGCCGCCGGUGGCUGUCUUGCCUCUAGGAACUGGCAAUGAUCUGGCCCGCUGCCUUCGUUGGGGUGGAGGUUAUGAUGGUGAGAAUUUGGUAAAGAUACUGAAAGAUAUUGAAGCAAGCAGCAUCUUACAGAUGGAUCGCUGGUCAGUGCAGGUGAUGCCAGAGAACCCUGAUGAGAAAGGAGACCCUGUGCCCUAUGAGAUAAUCAAUAACUAUUUCUCCAUUGGCGUAGAUGCCUCUAUUGCCCAUCGAUUUCAUGUCAUGAGAGAGAAAUACCCAGAGAAAUUUAAUAGCAGGAUGAAGAACAAGCUCUGGUAUUUUGAAUUUGCCACAUCAGAGACUAUCUUUGCCACAUGCAAAAAGCUCAAGGAGUGUCUGUCUAUAGAGUGCUGCGGGCAGUCCCUUGACCUCAGCGGAGCCCUUUCUGGAGUAGCUGUCCUCAAUAUUCCCAGUAUGCAUGGUGGUUCCAACCUCUGGGGUGAAACCAAAAGGCCUUUGGGGGAGGCAGCAGCACGUAGCACAGCCGGAGGAGCAGCACAGCCUCAAGUCAUCACUGAAGCUGAAAUCCUGAAGAACUGUGUACAAGAUCUGAGUGAUCGGCGGAUGGAGGUGGUGGGCCUGGAGGGUGUGUUUGAAAUGGGACAGAUCUACACAGGUUUGAAGAAUGCAGGCACACGGCUGGCUAAGUGCUCCGAGAUCACACUGAAAACCUUCAAACAUCUUCCCAUGCAGAUCGAUGGAGAGCCAUGGAUGCAAGCGCCGUGCACAAUCAGAAUAACUCACAAGAACCAAGCUCCGAUGCUCAUUGCACCACCUCCCCGUUCCUCCAGCUUUUUUGGCCUGAAAAAGGGACCCCAGGAGACCUAAACAAGGCUUCUCUUCCUUCAGGGAGCAGCUGCCCCCACAGAAAUGCAACCUUGGGGCCCCUGUUGGGAUAUCCUGCCGCUUUGCGCCACAAGGAGAGUCUAGUUCCGUCACCACCAUCCGUAGCAAAUUAGAAGAAGCCAAACUUCUCCUAUCUAGUACGUGACGAGGCGAGAGAGUAUGCUAUAUCCAAAUUCUUAGCUUUUGCAACACAAAUCGGCCUUGCCAAUUUCCUAGUCUGAAGCAGGAGAACUUGGGGCCCUCUGCCCUUUUAGGUUUUGCAGCACCCAGUAAUUUGGUGUUGCCCUCAGGUUUCCUGCCUAUGCUAGUAUCCGUUUUAAUGUGUGGAUGCCAAUUUCUUCCUUUCUUGCCCACUAAAAAGUCUCUGUAGACUGCUGCCUCUUGUCCUUCAAAUUCUGUUCCUUGUAGAUUUUCCUGUUUGCACUUGCAGUAACUACUGAAAGACAAUGGUGGCACCAGCUGUUCUUUCCCUCCCCUCCCCUCUUUUUAUUUAUUAUGAUUCUGUGCCAAGUCCUUCCCUGUACAGUUUUCUCGGAAGAGUUUCAACGUGGUAAUAAAGGGCCGGGCUUGGAUCUGUUCUCCCACUGUAGUCAGUUUUCUUGGCUAUAAGCAGAAAUUAGCUCUUAGGCUGUGGGCAUCCCCGUUUUUAAAACUUUAUCUGCCUUUUGGUCAAAGCUUGUAGAAAAUGCGACAAGGCAUAUUUUGCUGGGGAUAUGUAUGUGCAUGUGCAUGUGUGAGUGUGACAACAUGCACACAAUGUUAUAUGAUUUCUGGCCCACAAAGGACAGUGAAAUGGAAUCUUGCCAUUGGAUUAUUUACUUGCUAUUGUGGGAGCGUUAUCUCAGACAGUCAGGCAUAGCUACAUUGGCAUUGAAUGCUAGGGCAGGAGCAGCCCUUCAGAUGAGAUGAAGUUCAACCCCUAACCAACACAGCCAGUGGUGAACGGUGUGUUCAGCGACAUCUGGAGGGCCACAGGCCCCCAGGUUCUUUGCACACUGGCUUUGUUACUGUUUGCAGCUGUGCAGCAGAAUAUGCACCGAAGCAUGGAACGCUUGUGCAAUGCAUUGCAAUCAUACAGAGGAUCCAAACUGAAGACCACCAUAUUUGCUGGUACAGCUGCUCAUGAUGAAAGCCUUAACUGGAUUUAUAAAGGUGUCAGCAUGGACUUGCUGCUUGUUUCCUGCUUGGUGGGUUGUCCUGCACUAUACUGUGUGCAAGAAGGCAAUAUGAGAUAACACAGGAAUCAUUUAAGGGUAAUAGCAAGCACUGUAGAUUUCCACUGUUACUGGAUUUCCCAAAUCUCCUUUACCAUUAGUCUGCACAGUAUAUGGAUAGUUAUGACUCUAGGGCAGUGGAAGCAACUUCAUUCCUGCUAUGGGAACAACCACGACCCAGGAGGGUUAGGUUGAUGAGUGGAUCUAUGUAAUACAAGAGGGACAGGGAGCUGAGUUAAACAUGUGCAUUAAGAGAAAUAGCUUCUGUUGGAAAAGCCUCUUGUUCAGUUCUUUUUGUUCCCAUAAAUGAUUGUGAUACGAUUAAAUUCUUAAGACAAGUUUA
Molecule: messenger RNA, 4255 nt
Organism: Candoia aspera
Lineage: Eukaryota; Metazoa; Chordata; Lepidosauria; Squamata; Candoiidae
Gene: DGKA
Product: diacylglycerol kinase alpha
Exons: 24
Coding region: 110-2680 (856 amino acids)
Biological process (GO): diacylglycerol metabolic process; intracellular signal transduction; lipid phosphorylation
Cellular component (GO): plasma membrane
Molecular function (GO): calcium ion binding; ATP-dependent diacylglycerol kinase activity
Source: RefSeq, a predicted model, not a curated record